CUGCUGGUCAACAUCAGCCUCAGCGACCUGCUGGUGUCCCUCUUCGGGGUCACCUUUACCUUCGUGUCCUGCCUGAGGAACGGCUGGGUCUGGGACACCGUGGGCUGCGUGUGGGACGGGUUUAGCAGCAGCCUCUUCGUUGUCUCCCAGAAUGGCGGACAGUCUUCCCACAGAAUUCGAUGUGGUCAUAAUAGGGACAGGGCUGCCUGAAUCCAUCCUUGCAGCUGCGUGUUCAAGAAGUGGCCAGAGGGUUCUGCAUCUUGAUUCCAGAAGUUACUAUGGAGGAAACUGGGCAAGUUUCAGCUUUUCGGGAUUGCUCUCCUGGUUGAAGGAGUGUCAGCAAGACAGUGACGUUGUGGAAGAAAGCACUGGCUCAUGGCAAGACCUGAUCCAUGACACGGAGGAAGCUAUCACUCUUCGCACGAAGGACGGAAGCAUUCGACACACAGAAGUUUUUUGUUAUGCCGGUCAGGAUACAGAUGACAAUACGGAAGAGGUUGAUGCUGUGCAGAAAAACCCUUCCUCAGUAACAUCUAGUACCUCCACUGACCCUCUGGGUUCUGCAUGCUUGUCUGAAGAAACACACUCGUCUGCUACUAGCCAUGAGAUGCCUGCCAAAGACACUCCAAAAAGUGACGGAGAAGUUUCACUAGAAGUAACUGAUGCCGAGGACACCUUGGCAAAAGAAAAACAUUGUGGAGACGAAACUUGGACACACACAGUUUCAGAGGGAGUUAAAGAUGAAAACAAGCCUGUAGAGGAAGACAACACUGACCAACCAAAGAGAAAUAGAGUUACUUACUCUCAAAUAGUUAAAGAAGGCAGGAGGUUUAAUAUUGAUUUGGUAUCAAAACUGCUGUAUUCUCAAGGAUUGCUAAUUGAUCUCUUAAUCAAAUCAAAUGUUAGUCGUUACGCAGAAUUUAAAAACGUCACUAGGAUUCUUGCAUUUCGUGAAGGAAAAGUAGAACAGGUGCCUUGUUCCAGAGCAGAUGUCUUUAAUAGCAAGGAACUCACUAUGGUUGAAAAGAGGAUACUGAUGAAAUUUCUUACGUUUUGUUUAGACUACGAACAACAUCCUGAUCAAUACCAAGCUUUUGUGCAGUGCUCAUUUUCGGAGUACUUACAGACUAAAAAAUUAACCCCCAAUCUCCAACAUUUUGUGCUGCACUCAAUUGCGAUGACAGAGUCAUCUUGCAGUACAAUAGAUGGCCUUAAAGCAACUAAAAACUUCCUUCGGUGUCUUGGACGAUUUGGCAACACUCCCUUUUUAUUUCCCUUGUAUGGGCAAGGAGAAAUUCCCCAGUGUUUCUGCAGGAUGUGUGCAGUUUUUGGUGGAAUCUAUUGUCUUCGUCAUAAAGUUCAAUGCCUUGUAGUUGACAAAGAAUCUGGAAGAUGUAAAGCAAUUAUAGAUCACUUAGGUCAAAGAAUAAGUGCUAAAUAUUUUAUUGUGGAAGAUAGUUACCUUUCUGAGGAAACAUGCUCAAAUGUGCAGUAUAAGCAGAUCUCCAGGGCAGUGCUCAUUACAGAUCAGUCUAUACUAAAGGCAGAUUCAGAUCAGCAAAUUUCCAUCUUGGUGGUGCCUCCAGUGGAAUCGGGAACGUGUGCUGUUCGUGUCACUGAAUUAUGUUCUUCAACCAUGACGUGCAUGAAAGACACUUACCUGGUACACCUGACUUGUUCAUCUUCGAAAACAGCCAGAGAAGACUUGGAGUCAGUCGUGAAGAAAUUAUUCACCCCAUAUACUGAAACUGAAAUAGACAAGGAAGAACUUACAAAGCCCAGACUCUUGUGGGCUCUUUAUUUUAAUAUGAGAGAUUCCUCGGAAAUCAGCCGAAGCUCCUACAAUGGCUUGCCUUCCAAUGUCUAUGUCUGCUCCGGGCCUGACUGCGGACUGGGAAGUGAGCAUGCUGUCAAGCAAGCCGAAACGCUGUUCCAGGAGAUCUUUCCCAAUGAAGAGUUCUGCCCCCCACCUCCAAAUCCAGAAGACAUUAUCUUUGAUGGUGAUGAUAAGCAGCCAGAGGCUCCUGGAACCAAUAAUAUAAUCAUGGCCAAAGUAGACUCCUCUGAGGGAAGGAGAAACCUAGAAAGCCCGGGGAAGCACCUUCAAAACUAGAAAAAAGCAAACGGUAAAUGCUACCUGGGCCUUCAUCCUGGCAUCAGAGUAUUUUCAUUUAAAGGACCGUUUCCUGUAUGAUUCCUUAGAACUGGUUAUACAGUGAAUUCUAUGCAGAUGUUGUCUUUAAUUCUGUUUGAGACAUUCAGUCAUUGGAUGUCAUUGUUAACCUAUCAGUAACUGAUUGAUUAUUGGACAAGGUUAGUUUUAUUUUAGUAUUGGGUGUAUCAGUGAGGGUUCCAUAUUAGCAACUGUGUUUAAAGGGACGUAAUAUGUGUCUGCUAAUGAUCUUCAGAUUUUAUUAGUCCAUAGUAACAAUAAUAUCUAAGGAAUAUUUCAGUUACUUUUGCAGUUAUUUUAGUUGCUACCACCUCUGAAUAGUUAAACACACACAGUAAAAUUUGUGGGUCUUUUGUAUCUAAUAAAAAUGUACAGACCUGGUAGCAAUAGCAACUUAUGCAAGUGCCAACUGUUAAAAGAUUAACUUUGCAUGAUCCUGUAUUCGUGAAGGUCUAGUGUUUACAGCACAUUGUGCGGUUCAGUUCCCCUGCUCGACCCUUGUCACGGGCGAGGGGGCGACACCACCACCAUCUUCUGUGUUACAGAAAGUGGUGGUCCGUUCAUCUAGUCAUGGAAGUUUGUCCCAAAGGAAAUCUAGGGGUCAGAUUAGUUCUGGUUUAAUACUUCAGAAAAUUUCUGCAGAGCCCUGUGCUGACGCCUAAAGGAAAAGAACUUCCAACUAACUCGGGCCAAAAGAGAAAAAUACAUCGCUCCAGGAAAAGGUACUUCAGAUUGGCGGUUUUGAAAUUCCUAAGAAGAAAUGGAGUGAGGCAUUUCUAACCUGGGAUACCGAUGGUUUUUCAAAGCCAUCCGUAGGUUUCCCGAGGUUUCUUAGUGAGGGUGAGAUAUACCACCUUGUUGGCACUGCCGCUCUCCUUAGCAGCACUGACUGUGAUGGAUAGGAGUGGAUGGAAGGAGGGUUUCACCAUGUCUCCUCCCUGUGUCCCACCUCACAGUUAGUGAGGCGAACGCCUCCGUGAUCACUUUGGCCUCUCCACUUAUCCAGAGAACAGAAAACAUGUGUUCUAGAGCCAUCAGAAGUCAAAACUGCCGUACUCCAGGGGUGAAGACCUGUGGAGUUGUCAGAAGACGUAAACUGCAUCCCCCUUCAGUCUCUGGUUUCCAUUCCUUACGGCGGUAAAUCCUACCGGAAGAGAGCCCUCCAGACGCAGUCUUUGUUCUGGAAUGGAGCAUCUGCUAUGUGCUGGGCACUUGUGCUUCUAUGUACAGCUUCUCAACCACCCUGUGAGGCUGGUAGUAGUGAGUAUGUUUUAAAGAAGAGGCAAAGAGGUAAAGACAAUUAUUAUUAAUUUGCCCGGCGUCUGGUAUGUGGAAGAGCCAGUGUUGGAAUCCAGGCUGUCACGAUUUUGAAGUCUUUCUGCCGACAUUAACUGGAGAGGAGUGCAGACGCUGCAGGAGGAGGAAAGGAUGCUCGUGGAAGUGCUUGCAGCAUUGCGGCUGAAGCAGAGUAGACAGACUCUGGCCUCUCGCUCGUUCUCAGGUCAGGGAAACGUGAAGCUUGGGAUCAGCUAUAGAUAAAUACAGUUUAGAGCUAAGGAGCCCAUGCAAGCAGAAUUUGGCUAAAUUUUAACAAAGUACUGCUUUUUAAUGUGUCUUUUAAUCUGAACAACGUGUUAUAAAACUGUGCAGUUGCUGUGAGGCCAAAAUAAGCUGGGAAUAGUCUUUUGUCGCUCUUCUAUAUGUAAGGAAAAUGAAACAAGAAAGACUUAAGUAAUUUACAGCUUACUGAAAAUUAAAGUCAUGAAUUGGUAUUAAUACUUAUGCAUUUUUUUAAUAUGGCAAAGUGGUUUUAUUGGGUUUAAACCUAUCAAAGUAAUUUCACCAUCUAUAAAACAGAAAUAAUACUUUGCGGAAAUAUUGUGAAGAUCAAGUUAGAUAAUGUGUUUGAAAUCAUAUCCAAAGGAACGCCACCAGAGGACAUUAAUAUGUAGGUUUACUACGCUUCCACUUAACCUUCCAACGGAUGUUUAAUAUAAUUUGACAGAAUUGUGGCAAAUUGGGAAAAUAGGCAAGGAAAGAUAGAUUUAUCUAUCUUUGAUGAGAGUCUUGCCCUUUAAAUCCUAAAGUAGCCUUUGUAAAUAUACUAUGAUGCUUAGUAUGAAGUUUAAGACUUAAUAAACCAAUUGGAAAGAAACUGGUGGAAAGACUAACUGGGUGUCAGUGUGAAAAAAAGCAUUAGGCCCACUUUACACAUGAUAAGACAAUUCACUCCAUAGGAAUUAAAAUGUUGAUUGUAAAGGUAAAAAUAAAAAGACUACAAUUCUCAUCCCAGUAGUACAAAAGAAACUUUAUGGCAGUGAAAAAUAUCACUGGCAAGGUAAGUGAGAUCAACUAAAGAAAAAUGAAAAAUCGACAUUAAAUAGGAAGAAGACAAAAGAUAAGAGAUUGGAUUUUUAAAAAGCUACUUGCAUUACACAUGGAUAAAGUGCUUAAUAUUUUUUAAAAAGUAGAUGCAAAACUAAAGUUUCUACUCUUAGUAAGCAAAUUUAUGAAAGGAUAGAGUAUAAAGGAGAAGAUACAAGUAAAAGUCAAUUCUUGGAAUGCUUUUCAGGUUUCCUAAUAUUAAAAAAUGCAAAUUGAAAGAACUUUGAACUGGUGUAUGCUAUUAUAUUAGCAAAACAUUUCAAAAUUUAUGUGUCUUCAUAUCAAUAACAUUUUUAUAUUAGUAAUUUUUAAAAGAACUAUUUAGAUGAAUAUAACGAAAGCUCUGUAACCCAGCUAGAUCAAGUCACUCUGAACAGUAUACGCCUGGGAAAAUAUUUACAAGAAAAAUAAGUCACUUGUACAAAGAUACUUUAGCAAUUCCAUUCGUACACAUUUUUUUUAAAAAGCCCAGUAUUUGGGAAAUGGAUAAGUAAAUUUUGAUGUAUUGGUAUUGCUAUUGUAGACCGUUACAUAGUCGUUAAAUGAUAUUGAUAUAUGUAAAAUUGUAUGAAAAAUGUUAAAUGAGAUUCAGAAGUGUUAAAACAUUAUUUUAUGUACUGAUUAUAUUUGUGUAAAAAUUUAGGUGUCUACAUUGAAAAGAAUCAGAAGAAAACAUGUAAUUAAUUAGAGUUUAACAUUAGGGGUUCUUUUUUUCUGUAAAAUGUUGAUGUGUAUGAUACAAAUAAAAGAAUAAUUGCUAAAGUGGUUACUGAAUUGGUGAGAAAGUUACUGAUUUUUUUUGAAACUUGUAAAACUCUUCAAAUUAAAAAAAAAUUUGUAUUUUUUUAAUUUUAAUGUCAAAAGGUAAUCUCCAAAAACGUAGACAGGAAAUUUUACAACUUAAUGGGAAGGACUUCUUGGUUAAGAUGGAUUUUGUAUCUUGUAUCUUUCCUCAGUUGCUCAGCAUUAAGAAAUAAGAAGGUAUAUUGUAACAACACCUUUUUAAAAAAUGGAAAUCCCACAGCCAGAGGUGGAAAUAAUAGAAAUAAUAUUAAAGCAUCGUAGGACUUCAGUAUGAAGACAUUACAUACUAAUUAAAAAGUGUGGCCCCAAA
Ailuropoda melanoleuca (giant panda) is the source of this 5672-nucleotide messenger RNA. It is a transcript of the gene CHML, whose product is annotated as CHM like Rab escort protein. Gene Ontology annotation, biological process: vesicle-mediated transport; protein geranylgeranylation; small GTPase-mediated signal transduction. The record is from RefSeq and is a predicted model, not a curated record. The coding region runs from base 152 to 2113 and encodes 653 amino acids. Lineage: Eukaryota; Metazoa; Chordata; Mammalia; Carnivora; Ursidae. Gene Ontology annotation, molecular function: GDP-dissociation inhibitor activity. The transcript has 2 exons. Gene Ontology annotation, cellular component: cytosol; Rab-protein geranylgeranyltransferase complex; cytoplasm.